AUGAGCUCCGGUGUUAUAAGGGUGGCUUUUCUAGGGCCAGAAGGUAGUUUCUGUCACCAAGCAGCACUACAGCAAUUCUCCAAAAUUUCAAAUUCUCACAAGAUCCAAUAUUGUCCACAAACCUCUAUUGCAAAUUGUUUUAGUAGCAUUGAUUCGAAAAAUGUUAAUUAUUCUGUGAUUCCUUUUGAGAAUUCCACCAACGGCUUAGUGGCUUUCACUUAUGAUUUACUAAGAAACCAUUUUUUCAAAACCUCCCUCAAUGUGAAAAGUUCAAAUAACAAUAGGAAUUCUCCAAAUUUUGAGGUCAUCGGUGAACAAUAUGUGUCAAUUCAUCAUAAUUUGCUCAGCACAGCCAGUUCUUUAGGAUCGAUCACGAAGAUAUAUUCUCACCCACAAGUUUGGUCUCAGUGCUCAAAUUUCUUUGGCAGCGGGAAGUUGAGCCCCACGGUUGUGAAAGUCGAUAGCAGCUCAACCUCUAGAGCAGCACAGCUAGUGACUGAGGAUAUCAAGAAUGGAAUUACUACCACCGCUGCAAUUUGUAGCGUAACUGCGAGUGAAAUAUAUGGAUUGAAACCAAUUCUAACGAACAUCGAAGAUGAUAAUAAUAAUACUACAAGGUUUUUGGUAUUGGCUGACAAAGACGAAAAAUCUUAUCUCAAUGAAAUAAUCAAAGAAACAGAAAAAAAUGAUCUUGAAAAAAAUCCUCUGAAACCUUACGUCACUCUCGUUGGAAUUACCGUUCAUAAUGAAAAUACAGGCGUUUUGUGUGAUGUUCUUUCAUACUUCAAACAAUAUAACAUCAAUCUUUCAACAAUUAAUACACGCCCUUCUCAAUUGGUGAAAUGGCAAUAUAUCUUCUUCAUUGAAUUUUGGGGGAAUCCGAGAGAUGAGCAUGUGGUAAAAUGCUUAGAUUCAAUUAAAAAAAUUUCUGAAGAUUUGAAAAUCUUGGGUUCAUUUGCAAGAGAUGAUAUGUACUAUGACAAUAAGGUUGAUGUUAACGACACUAUGCUUUGA
Messenger RNA from Saccharomycopsis crataegensis, 1014 nucleotides. It is a transcript of the gene PHA2, whose product is annotated as prephenate dehydratase PHA2. Gene Ontology annotation, molecular function: chorismate mutase activity; prephenate dehydratase activity. The record is from RefSeq and is a predicted model, not a curated record. The transcript has a single exon. Gene Ontology annotation, biological process: L-phenylalanine biosynthetic process. Bases 1 to 1014 code for a protein of 337 amino acids. Gene Ontology annotation, cellular component: cytoplasm. Lineage: Eukaryota; Fungi; Ascomycota; Saccharomycetes; Ascoideales; Saccharomycopsidaceae.